Messenger RNA from Culex quinquefasciatus (southern house mosquito), 1910 nucleotides. RefSeq lists its product as uncharacterized. Lineage: Eukaryota; Metazoa; Arthropoda; Insecta; Diptera; Culicidae. The coding region runs from base 46 to 1398 and encodes 450 amino acids. The transcript is spliced from 2 exons. The record is from RefSeq and is a predicted model, not a curated record.
AACAAAAGUGGAGUGCGAAGAGAGCCGUAAUCAAUAAUAAACAAGAUGAACCGCGAAACGACUACCGGUUUGAUUACUGGAACAGCCGCUUUUUACGGCACUCAAGCAUUUUUGGGUAGUGCGCUGACUGCGCUGAAAGUUGGUCCACUGGCUGCCUUGGCCGUCACUGCCGUGGAGAGUGUGGCAACUGUUGGUGUGGCCGCGGGGCUCGCUGUUCCGGUUGCUGUGGGAUUGGCUCCCAUUGCCAUUGCCACUGCUGGUGGCGCAGCUGUUUUUGCAGUAACGGCGCCACGUACAACUGCGAAAAUUGCCACGAAAACAGUCGGCACGCUUUUUAAGCCGAUAGCGUGGGGCGCUAGUGCAGUUGUCAGCGCAUUGACUUCUAAAAACAACGAACACACUGCUAGAAGAAAAACAAAUGAUGAUGAGUCAAAGAAGCGGUAUAAAGCUGAUUCUAAUAACCAAAGUUCUGAAUCCUACGAACGUACAGAAAGCACUUCUAAUGAAGAAAACGGCGAAGUCGAUGGUGACGCAGGGAAUGGCGAUGAGUCUGACGAGGGUUCCAAUAGUGACUCCGACUCCGAUACCAGUUCUGAAUCCACGGAAAGUUCAUCAAGCUCAGAAGAUGAGGAAGAGAAACAUAAGCAAAAAUCUAAAACCAAAGGUUCAAAGAAGAAACCACCCUCCCGAGUUGAACAUUAUAAUGAUUCAAUUUCGUCGGAAUCGACCGAAACUUACUUACCCAAAACUGGAAUGUCUGAACUAAGUUUAAAGCGAACUUCGCAAAACAUUAAAAACACAGUGAACGGAAGCUAUCAUUUGGUUCGUCGUUUGACACGAUUUCUUCGCAUUGCGGGAAUAGUAACAUACAUUGUAGGUAAUUUUAACAUCCCAAAAACGAACAUUUUCCAGUCUGGUCCUUCAAAAACUAAAGACCGGGUAUGCAAAAAAAUUCCAGACCAUCACGCUGCCCACGUUGUUCAAUUACAAGUGGUUCCGUCUGUGCUAGAGUGUAAUCCUUUAAUAUACAAAAUCUUGCGUAAAUGUUUGGGCCAUACGCACUUUGUGCACAAAAUUUUCAACCUUUGUAUUGGCAAACGAAUUGACACGCUACAAGGCAAAUUACUAAAAGCUCUUCUUUCCAUUGACUGGCAUAACGAAACGGCAGAUAAUAUAUCAUCUGCUGCGGUAACAGUAUUGCAAAUGAUUAGAGAUUUAUGGAUUGAAUUAAUAACUCAAGAAAUGAGUAACUUAAAUUAUACCACAGAUCAAAGACGCGAGUUGAGUAUUGCCUGCCAAUUUAUUUCAAAUAUGACCAUAACGGAACUGUUUGAAAAGGUUAUAGCAGGAUUGGAUUAUAUGAUUGAUCAAAUGAGAAAACAAAAUAAGCAAAUGUAGAAAACCUGAAUUCGUCCGAGACGGUUGGCUUAGCAGUCACCUAAAACGAUUGUUUUAUUCAUUUCGGAGAUUCUAAGCGCCUGGACAACAACAACAGCACAACGCAGGGAAUUCGAAGUCAGUCUCUAUUAUUGGAUUUUUAUGAAUAAAUAUCAUAUUUCCUUAAGCAAGUAUUAGCCGAGUGCAUGGAUACUAAACAUGUUUUAAAUCGAAAAUGGACGAAAAAUUAUUGUUGCAAAUUUCAUAAGUCAUAUUUUAAAUGAGAAUAAUUAAGAAAAAGAUUUAUAAAACGUUUUACCGUUGAAAUUGCAUUUAAAGGUACCAAUCAAAUCCGUGUGUUUUCAAUUCAGAAUGUCUAAACACUUUCUCAAGCAUUUUUAUGGAUAAAAAAAAAUCAAUUUUUUUAUUGAUUUUAAGCCUUGUACAAAGUUACUUCUUCCCGAGCAGACGGAAAUAACUUGGGAAUAACAUUUUCUGAUAUUUGGAAAUACUAGGCCAAUAACAUUGUAUGU